CAUAGAAAUGUUUGAAGAAAUUGCGAAGCAGAUGUCCAGCAGAGGACACAACCGUUCCGGAGCAGAAUGCAGGAAUAAAGCAAAGUCACUGCAGGGCGAGUACCGGAAAGUGAUCGCGCACAACCGUAAGUCGGGCAACAGCAGAGCAACCUGCCCCUUCUAUGAGAAACUCCACAACAUCCUUUGGGGGUAUGCUAGCAUCACCCCAAAAAGAAUAGCACGAAGUAUCCCAAGUCUGGCUCGCACAGAGCAACCACCCACACCUUCGGCAAUGGGAACGCCGGUUGCUGGGCGGCCACAGCGUGCCAAUAUCAAUUGCGAAGGUUUGGUGACGGUGGAUGUCGGACACUACCUUGGCAAAACGGAUGUCCACGGUGCUGCGACAAACCAGAAUAGCAGUGGCAUGCAAGCUAUGCCAACAGAAGAUCUGCUUUCUUCAGUUGAUAACACUAUCCCUAACCCUGUGGCAACCCUUUGCCCUGCAGAACGCUUAGCAAUUCUAAGAACAAGAAAAACCAAGGAAGGAUGCCUAGAGUCGCUGCUUCAGGCAAUGUUGGAGCACUCAAAAGAAGAAGCACAGGUCUCCCACAGACAGCGAGAGCAGUUCCUUCAUUUAAUGCGUUCCAAACAAAACAACAAUGAUAGAAUGAUGAGGCUGGUACGGGAAGAGCUGGAGGAGUCCAGGAAGGACAGAGAAGCCUACGAAAGGCGUAUGAGUGAAAAGGAGGCAUCGUUGAGCGCCAUCCUUAAUACCCUCAAUCAACUGGCUGAUUAUGUGUGCAAUGAACAAGCAAAGACAAAAGCAACACCUGCCCCAGAUAGCUGCCAGGUGACAAAUAUUUUCUCACAACCUGGCUUUAACACACAUAAAUAUAUAGCUAUCCCCGUUGAGAAUGGGGAACCUGUAGGCAAUCCCUGUUUCACAAGCUCUGAUGAUGAGGAACACAUGAUCCCAUCAUCCCAGAGCUUGCUUUCAGGCAUUGCCCCGGGCACAACAUUCAACACAUCUGGAAUAGAAAGCGAGUGCAUGGGAGCCCACAGCCCAACUGAACCAUCCAGGCACUCUCAAAUGUACACUACACAGAGCCAAAGCUCGCCAAGCAUUGCCGCACCACGAAGGCAGCCACUGACUUCCACACAGUCCAUGUCCCGGCCAUCAUGGGCAACCCGCAAAAGGGUGCCGUACAGCCCCUAAGCAGGGCACUCUUAAUGCACACCAUUUAUAGGCGCCAAAAGGAAAAUGAAGGCAAUUAAAAAAAAAAUAGGGAAGGAUUA
This is a messenger RNA of Rhineura floridana, 1275 nucleotides long. RefSeq lists its product as uncharacterized. NCBI's taxonomy places the organism in Eukaryota, Metazoa, Chordata, Lepidosauria, Squamata, Rhineuridae. The record is from RefSeq and is a predicted model, not a curated record. The transcript has 3 exons. The coding region runs from base 8 to 1195 and encodes 395 amino acids.